This is a messenger RNA of Nestor notabilis (Kea), 1952 nucleotides long. It is a transcript of the gene CKAP2L, whose product is annotated as cytoskeleton associated protein 2-like. The annotation marks the transcript as partial. NCBI's taxonomy places the organism in Eukaryota, Metazoa, Chordata, Aves, Psittaciformes, Psittacidae. Gene Ontology annotation, cellular component: cytosol; centrosome; mitotic spindle. The transcript has 8 exons. The record is from RefSeq and is a predicted model, not a curated record.
AGGAGUGGAGGAGGCGGCUCCAGGACUACGUUGCAGCCAGAGGAAAACCGAAAUGCCCGAGUGCAAAACCCUUUCUAAAGGACCGGACGAGUCACCUGAAUCCUCCCUUAGAACCAGUUUCUAAACUGCAGCAUGUCGACAGGAACAAGAAGGAUGUCAGAAGCGUGGCGAAGGGUGACAGCGAGCUUGGUGCCAAACCCACGCAGCGGGCUGGCCACGCCGUGCAGCAGAAGCCUUCCAGCACAUCCCAGAGAGCAGCAGUGGCAUGUCCAGAGCAGCCAAGGAAAAGUGCGAAGCUUCCUACGAGCCACCCUGCACAGACCAGAGCAAGGCUCCCAACUGCAAACUCUGGUCGCCUAAAUCCAGAAAGGAACAAGGAGCCUGCACAGCACCUCACCGCAGCACCUCAGACUGGACGUGACCACCCCUCUCCUGGGACAUCUUGCUCUCCAGAUGAGGGUCUGGAGGACAGGCUGGUGUGCAACAGAGAAAAUGUCCAUGCACAAGCCUCCACAUGCACCUUGGCUCACAGGCAAAGCUCAGCCACGAUGCCAAGAACCAUCAUGGGCACAAAGGACAGAAUGAAGAGCUGCCGGGCUAAGGAAGAGCCAAUUCAGGACAAAUCUAGGAGAACCCUGCUGGGCUCAAAGAGCACGUCUCAAAACCCAAGCAUCAAAAUUCAGCUGCUGCAGUCCCCUUGGCCACUCACUGCAUCUACUCAUUUGCUACGUAAAAACCCAGGGGCAAAACCUACCCCGGGGCAGCCGCUCUGCGCGCUGCCAGUGGGAAGUCUUCAGCACCAGAGUAGACCCCCCCAAAUGAAAAGGUCUCCCACAAAGCCCCCGGCCUCAAGCAGGCCCUGGGGCUCCACAAACCUCAAUGCCAGCCUGAAGCCGGGGGGCACUGUGCAGUGGCAAAGGUCCCUGGCUAAAGGGGAGGUGGGCAGGAAGGAGGUGAAGGCGGCGCCUCCCGGGCGUGCAGCAGCAUCCCAAGGGACAGUCCCCCCAAACCAGCCUUGCAGCACACAUGGCUCCAAAACUCAAGCAACUGAAGGCAAUUUUAGGAGGAGAGAGGAGCUUAAAGCAGAGCUGUGGAAGGCAAGUGGCGUACAGGCGAGGCGUGUUCCCAAGAGCCUGUCAGCAGCAGAUCGUAAGAAGCAGCUGGAGGAGUGGUUGGCAUCCAAAGGCAAGACAUACAAGCGGCCACCUAUGAUGCUGCUUCAGAAGAAGGCAGUGAAGCUGUCCUGCAGAAACAUCAAGGAGAAAGAAAAGCUGGAGAAACCAGAGGAGGUCUGCCUGAAGAUCAACAAUGUAUUAACUGAAUGCUUGAAGCUCAUUGAAGAGGGUGUCGAGACCGAGGACAUCUCGGAGGUGCUGUCCCACGUGCCCCAGGCAGAGAAAUUUGCCAACUUCUGGAUCUGCAAAGCAAAACUGCUCGCCCGGAGCGGCCCCUUUGACGCGGCAGAGCUGUACAGAGCCGCGGUGUGCGCGGGUGCUGUGCCGCUGCAGGAGCUCAGAGAAGUUGUCCUCGAUAUUCUGAAGGCUGCAGACCAAACACCAGAAGGGGAAAAGGCUGAGCCAAAUCCUGCAGAGCCCACAACGCCGAGCCCAAGCAAGAGGCAGCACGUGGCGGUGACUCCCUACCUGCCAGGCAGGACCCUGACCAGCCUGCCUGCUUCAGUCAAGUUACAGGUUACCUCUGCACCCAGAGGAAGGGAGCUGCUGGAAGGCCCAGAGCUGAAGUUUCUGACGCCUGUGCGGCGCUCGCUGCGCAUCGAGCGGGUUGGGAGCCGCUACCCAGAGAUGCUGAAGGACCAUGACCCUGUGGUGUCAUCCCUCAGUGAAAUCCUGGAUGCUGAGGAGGAGACUCAAUUCUUCUUCCGGAAAAACAAGGCUUUGCCGGAGGUGGCGGAGCUGGAGGGGCUGAGUUUGUAUUCCCCUGAGUGCUGCUGA